AUGCGUCCGAGACACGCCCUUGAGCACACAAAGUGGUGCUCGAAGAAGAAGGGGCAGUACACGGUCUACGUGGAUGGCGAAGGUGCGCAACACAGCGUCAAGGUGACGGAUGUCACUGGCGUUGGCUGCACGGUGGAGUUCUGCGAUGGCCAUCGCAUGGACGCCAAACACAGCGGCAGCUGUGGAGACGGCGGCAAGCGGUCCUGCAUAGCUGAUGGUGACGAGGAUGGAUAUCCCACCAGCUCCAAGCGGGAAACGGACAAUGUCUUGUACAUUGACCAGAAUCAGAAGCAGUGGCCUGCAAAGAUCUCGAAGGCCGGGGUAUUUCCACACUGCGAGCGACUUGUCUGA
This is a messenger RNA of Effrenium voratum, 351 nucleotides long. The record is from the annotation of a GenBank genome assembly. Lineage: Eukaryota; Dinophyceae; Suessiales; Symbiodiniaceae.